ACAAGUUCAGUUUGUGCUGAAACACUUUAUUUGCUUAGAAGGAAAUAACAGAAAUAGUUUAGGUCUAAAGAGUGGCUGGAGGAACAAACUGCUGAAGGUGUGAAGUGAUUUAAAUGCCUUAAAAUAACGUCAGUAACUUUUGCUUCAAAUACAAACAGUGUGAUCCUAUUUUCUCAUGUUUGUAAAAGUUACUGUACACAAGAAAGUUGAAUGAUGGAGCAUAAUUUGAAUUUAAGCGACUCGAAAGUUAUAAAUUGGAGAGUGACCUCUGGUGUUCAGCGAAGGAACUGCAUCCUGCAGAGAUGUUCCUGGUUUAUCAGUGAAGCAGGAAGAGAAGCAGCGUUAGAAACCAUCAGCAGCUCAGGAUGAAGGUCUGUCUCUCUCUGAUCUGCCUCCUCUUCCUCAAGCUGCAGGAUGGAAACGCUGUGAGGAGGGAAACUGGAGUAGAAGGAGGAAACAUCGCAGUUACUUGUCCAUUUCUCCUCUCUGGAAGCAGGAAGUUUGUUUGUAAAGAUAAGUGUGGAGGAGAAAAUAUUCUGAUUGAAACAACCAACAACACAGCUGAGAGAGGAAGAUACAGUGUUAAAUACGAAAGAAACAUCAUUAUAUUCAAGGAUUUUCUUUAUUUUACCAUCAAAGACCUGAAAAAGUCGGACUCAGGACGGUACAGGUGUCGCUUGGAUGAAACUUGGACUGGAACCCGAUAUGAAGAUUUUGAGCUGGUUGUGAAUGAAGGAACCCCUGGUUCUGUUUCAGUGUUUACAACUUCAACAACUACAGAACCAAACUGGACUCUGCAAACUUUUACAACAUCAACAGUUCUCCCAACAUCCUUCAGAACAGCAUCAGUCCAGAGUUCCUCUCCUCCAUCUUCCUCUAAAACCAUCCAGGCUCCUGCAGCUCCAGGUCUGUUACUUCCUGUGGUUCUGGUUCUGGCAAUCCUGAUCAUAACGUUAGCUGUGGCUCUGCUGAAUUUCUUUCAGAAGAAGCACUUUGGGCAAAAAAAAGGCCCUUUAGUGAAAACAGAAUAUUCUGACCCCACAAAGGUCAGUACAGUGUAUGAUGAGAUCAGACUGGAGGAGAGGGAAAACGAAACGCCUCCUCAGGAAAAAUCUCCAGUUUAUUCUCUGGUCAGAUCCUGUGAACCAAAUAGAGCUGACCUGUACAGCCUCGCCGGAUGUCCAAAGAACGACGUUGAAGUUGACGCUGUGGAUUACGCUGAAGUGCAUUUUCCUACAAACACCACCACCUCCUCCAACAGCGCCCCCUGUGGCCAUGCGGUUAAUGUCACCUGCUCUGAACCUCUGUCAGCCGUGGGAUCUGCCAACCUGAGCGAUGAUUCAUCUGCUCUUUAUUCCAACGUGACUUGCUGUGGAUAAUCAGAUAGUUUAUAUGAUUAGCUUUGAGCUAACAGAAGCAAAAACAACAACAAAUCAACAGUAAGCUGGCUACGUAUUCAUGUCUAGAACUGUUAUUUUGAUCUUCUUUAUCCAUCAUGAACAUUUGUAUAAACCAUAAAAGUUUUGUGUUAUUGCAGGUUUUUAUGAUUUUUAGCUCCUUUUUUACAUUUAAUAAACAUAUUUCUGAAGC
Messenger RNA from Poecilia latipinna (sailfin molly), 1590 nucleotides. Its product is annotated as natural cytotoxicity triggering receptor 2-like. The record is from RefSeq and is a predicted model, not a curated record. Bases 366 to 1379 code for a protein of 337 amino acids. NCBI's taxonomy places the organism in Eukaryota, Metazoa, Chordata, Actinopteri, Cyprinodontiformes, Poeciliidae. Gene Ontology annotation, molecular function: signaling receptor activity. The transcript is spliced from 7 exons. Gene Ontology annotation, cellular component: cell surface.